Molecule: messenger RNA, 546 nt
Organism: Lottia gigantea (owl limpet)
Lineage: Eukaryota; Metazoa; Mollusca; Gastropoda; Lottiidae
Exons: 1
Coding region: 1-546 (181 amino acids)
Source: RefSeq, a predicted model, not a curated record
AUGGUUAAUCCAACACCAUACAUCAAUUCAUUCCCAUCUUCACACUAUCAAUUCAUUCCCAUCUUCACACACUAUCAAUUCAUUCCCAUCUUCACACUAUCAAUUCAUUCCCAUCUUCACACUAUCAAUUCAUUCCCAUCUUCACACUAUCAAUUCAUUCCCGUCUUCACACUUUCAAUUCAUUCCCAUCUUCACACUAUCAAUUCAUUCCCAUCUUCACACUAUCAAUUCAUUCCCGUCUUCACACUUUCAAUUCAUUCCCAUCUUCACACUAUCAAUUCAUUCCCAUCUUCACACUAUCAAUUCAUUCCCAUCUUCACACUAUCAAUUCAUUCCCAUCUUCACACACUAUCAAUUCAUUCCCAUCUUCACACUAUCAAUUCAUUCCCAUCUUCACACUUUCAAUUCAUUCCCAUCUUCACACUAUCAAUUCAUUCCCAUCUUCACACUAUCAAUUCAUUCCCGUCUUCACACUUUCAAUUCAUUCCCAUCUUCACACUAUCAAUUCAAAUAUCAACAUGGCAAAUUGAUCCCACAUACAUAUAG